Aureobasidium subglaciale EXF-2481 is the source of this 738-nucleotide messenger RNA. RefSeq lists its product as uncharacterized. The coding region runs from base 1 to 738 and encodes 245 amino acids. Lineage: Eukaryota; Fungi; Ascomycota; Dothideomycetes; Dothideales; Saccotheciaceae. The record is from RefSeq and is a predicted model, not a curated record. The transcript has a single exon.
AUGUACCUCCGCGCCAUCCACGCCGAACCCUCCAUCCCAGCCCUCAAAGCCUUCAUAGCUGCCCACCCCCUCGGUCUCCUCACAACGGCCCUCCCCUCUACAGACCCUUCCCACCACUUCAUCCAAACCUCCCACAUCCCCUGGGUCCUCGACAACCCUUCACCAGACACCGACGACCUACCCAUCCUCCGCGGCCACAUAGCCCGUCAAAACCCCCACGCCAAAGUCUUCAUCGAACAUGCCUCUGCCUCCCCAGGAAAACCAUUCGCUCUGCAGCAAGAAGUGAUGGUACUAUUCAAUGCCCCUCAUCACAGUUACGUAACGCCGAAAUUCUACACAAAGACGAAACCGGAGAGUGGAAAGGUUGUGCCGACUUGGAACUAUGCUGCCGCACAAGCCUAUGGUGUUGCGACUGUGUACACGGAUUCAAAAGCAGACAGCACGAUUGAGUUCUUGGACAAACAGAUUAGGGAUCUGAGCCAAAAGGCGGAAAAGGAGAUUAUGAAGCACGAGAAGCCUUGGGAGGUGGAUGAUGCGCCUGAGAAAUACAUUGAGCUGUUGAGGAAGAACAUCAUUGGUAUCGAGAUCAAGGUCACUCAUCUGGGUGGAAAGUUCAAGAUGAGCCAGGAGAUGGGCGCAGAAGAUAGAGAAGGUGUUGCGCGAGGUUUCGAGGACAUGAAGACUGACACUGGUGAUGCAAUUGCAAAGACGGUCAGAGAGCGUGGUCAGCUCAAGUAG